ACCGCGGAGACGGUCGUGCGAGGGAUGUACGACGCGAUCAACCGCAGAGACGUCGCCGCGGCGCUCGAGUUCGUGGACGACGACAUCUUGUACGAAGACUUCAACUUCCCGACGCCGUUCAAGGGGAAAGCCGCGGUGAAGAAGCUCUUCGAAGAGAGCUGCGACGGGAUCCCGGACGACAUGCUGUUCAUAAUCGACGAGUGCACGGACGGCGGAGGGAAGUCCGUCGGGAUGACGUGGUACGUCGAGCUCGAGGGCGAGCCGUUCCCGAACGCGCGCGGCGCCAGCCUGUACCGAAUCUCGGAGACGACAGGCAAGCUCGCGUACGCGCGAGACGUCGUGGAGUCGCCGCUGAAGCUCGGGGACGUGUCGUUCUCGAUCAUCCGGCUCGUCGCGCCGCUCAGCGCCGCCGCCGACGCAGCCGCCGCCGCCGCAACGACGACGGAGGCGAACAUCCCCGUCGCGGCGACCCUCGCGGCGAUGGGCGCGGCGUACUGGUUCGUCCUCCUCCUAUCGCCUCCCGGGUGGCAAGGCCUCCCGGGCGAGCCCGCGUGGGCGGUCGCGCCGGAGACGUUAAACGAGGUCAUCGCCGAGUCCACGGAUUUCUUCUUCGUCUUGCCGCUGCUGAACAAGUUCGGCGUCGACCUCCUCGGCGCCGCGCCGCAGGUGCACCCGGUGACCCUCGGGGUGUUUAAUUUCGCGGAGGCGUUUAUUUUCAUGCUUCUCCCCCCGCUUCUGAUGGAUCGAAAAGGCCGCGACAUCGACACGACGAAAGUGUGGGGCGGCGCGAUGUUCCUCACGAACGCGUUGAUGCUUCCGUUCAUGGCGCAGCGGUUCGCCACGCCGGCGCCCGCGGCGUGGGAGCGGACGAAAUUGACGACGACAGACGGGCCGGUGGAAGUCACGAAAGCGGAGAAAGGGUUGUUGUCUAAAGCGUUCGGCGCGAGCGGGCUGCUCGUCGGGGUCUUGUCCGUGUGGUGGGCGCUGUGCGCGGACCCGGAGGUGGGCGGCGACCUCGCGCAGAGAGCGGCGUUUCUCGGCGAGCUCAUGACGUCGGACCGGGUGUCGUUGGCGUUCGUCGUGGACAUCGCGUUCUUCUCGGUGUGGCAGGCGUUUCUCAUCGGGGAGUUGGAUAAGGACGCGCCCGCGGCGUGUAAGUUUGUGCCGUUCUGGGGUCUCGCCGCGUGGUUGCUGUUGUGA
Molecule: messenger RNA, 1200 nt
Organism: Micromonas pusilla CCMP1545
Lineage: Eukaryota; Viridiplantae; Chlorophyta; Mamiellophyceae; Mamiellales; Mamiellaceae
Exons: 2
Source: RefSeq, a predicted model, not a curated record